Molecule: messenger RNA, 1453 nt
Organism: Vitis vinifera (wine grape)
Lineage: Eukaryota; Viridiplantae; Streptophyta; Magnoliopsida; Vitales; Vitaceae
Exons: 2
Coding region: 603-1091 (162 amino acids)
Source: RefSeq, a predicted model, not a curated record
GAAAGACAAUGAAUAUGGAGCUUUUUGAGGUGCAAACAAAUGUCUACUGUUGUGGGCAUGUUUCAAACUCCUCUCUUCUUCUACAUCUUCUUUCUUUACGAGCUUGUUUGAUCUCCUGAAAAUUCUGAUACUUGGGUUUGUCUUCUUCUACUUGUCCAUUUUGGAUAAUGUAUUAAGUUUUCUGAAUCAAAGAGAAGAAAUCUUGAAGCUGACUUCUCCACUUCCAUGCCUGUUUGGUUAAUUGGGAAAAAGGUGUAGGAAUAAAGGAGAAAGUUUGCGCAUUUUCCUUUCCUUUCCUUUCCCGUCGACCAAACUGAGUCCUUUUGGUGCAAUUUGAUGGGGUUAAGUCUUUCAUGAGCUAACACUAAAUGGGUCGGCUUUAAAUCUUUAAUUUUGAUUACUGAUUUGCUUAAACCGCUGUUGCAUCGGAUCUUUGACUCUAUCCAUUUCUCAGAGUUACCAAUUCUUUUAUCUUGCUGGGGGCUAACAGGCUCCUAGGAUGGGGUGUGUCUAGCAAAUUUUCAACGAUUUUUUCGAUGUUCUGAAGCUUGUUCCUUGUGGGGAAGAUCUGAUAAGGCGGUUGAUCAAACUUAAAGAGCAUUAUGGUUGGUGAGGGUGGUGGUAGCUCCAUCAGGGUGGGCACAACCGGGAAGAUCAGUGUUCUGAUGACAAGGGAACUGGAAUCCACAAGAUGUGAAUCAUCAGAGACACCAGUGUCUUGUAGAAGAAAAUGCCAAACUGGCCCUGUCUCGGUUUCUUGUGGCACUUAUGCAAGAAGACAACACCGAAGAACUACGGGCAAUGGCAAGAGUUCUGGUGGCAGUCCAAGGAGUUCCAGUCAGGGCAGCCAUGGAAGCGCCCACAGAAAAACUUGCAACUCUAGACUGCCAGCCUGUCGCGUUCCUAUUCUCAGCUCUGAUGAGGUUUCUUUUGAUAGAACUCCUGAUAGAAACUGGCCUGGUAAGAAAGGCUCUUGUGUCGUUGAAAUUGUGGACCUCAACUGUGGGAAUCCUGAAAGAGGUUGGUCUAGCCCCAUGGCCAACCGGCUCAAGAAGCUUGGUUUCUCAAGGCUCUCUCAGACCAUAAACUAAUCCUGCAGCUUGGCCUCAUCAAGUUGAAUCCCAUUCAGCUGGCUACAACCCACUGCUUUGUUUACAGAGCCCCCUUUCUUCUUUGUUUCUUGGGGGUUAUCGAUUAUGCCUUUGUUUGAGGGAAACCGAGGGAUGAUGUGCAGGCUGUGCAGCCUUCAUAGGGCAUGUUUUAUAUGAUUUGAGAUAGGUUCUGAGCUUGGCUUCAGAGUAUUGGUUUUGAUGUCUUGUCUUAAGUGGGAGAAGGAUUCAAUCUGUUACAUUUAUGAUUUAGUCUUAUACCUCUGUUUCAAUGGAGGAUGAGAUAAUUGAGUUCAUGUUUCUUAAUCAAAACUUGCAAGUUGAAAGCAUUAUACUUUCUUUAA